AUGAAGCUGGAUUUAUCUGGACAGUUGAAUUUAGAAAGGGAAAAAACUAUGGAAGUGUCCUAUAAAAUUUCAAUGUUAAUAGCAAAAUCAAAAAAACCACACACAAUUGGCGAACGCUUAAUAAAACCGUGUUUAGCUGCUGUUGGUGAAAUGUUUGAUAUGGCCAUAAAAGAAAAGAUCUUAAAAAUACCUCUUUCUGACAAUUCAGUCAAGAGAAGAAUUGAUGAUAUGGCAGAUGAUAUUAAAAAACAACUUCUUCAAAAGAUUGAAAAUUCCUUAUUUAUUGCACUGCAAUGCGAUGAAACUACAGAU
Lucilia cuprina (Australian sheep blowfly) is the source of this 312-nucleotide messenger RNA. Its product is annotated as protein ZBED8-like. The transcript has a single exon. The record is from RefSeq and is a predicted model, not a curated record. The annotation marks the transcript as partial. Lineage: Eukaryota; Metazoa; Arthropoda; Insecta; Diptera; Calliphoridae.